AAUGUCAUGCUCUAUCUGAAUCACAAAAGAAAAAAUUUGGGUUCAGUGUCCCUUUAAUUUGGACUUCAGGUUUUAAAAGAACAGUUCCUUUUAAAACAUGAAUAUCUUCAGAGUAGAACUUAGAGAAAUAUAACAAUAAGUAUGCAUGACAAAAUAGAUAUUGGAUUUUACAUUUGAAUGCUAUUAUUAUUAUGAUAAUUUAUUUGUAGAGCAGAUUCCACAGCACUAUAAACAUAGGUGGUAUACAAUGUAACAUUUAUAGGGAUCAAAUGGGUAGAGGGCCCUGCCGAGAGUCGCACUGUUGUAGUCAGCUCUUAUGAAGGUGACCUGCAAACAGUUGUGCUCUUAGGCAUACACGAUAAGGGGGUUCAAGGGGAUAGCAAUGGAGGAGAGGAACUGGUAUUAGGAAAGGUUAGUGUAGGUUGUAUGCAUCCCUGAACAGAAGAGUCUUUAGGGAGCGCUUGAAGCUUUUAAAACUAGGGGAGAGUCUUGUGGAGUGAGGCAGAGAGUUCCACAAGAUGGGAGCCAGUCUGGAGAAGUCCUGUAAACAGGAAUGUGAGGAGGUAACAAGAGUAGGAGGUUGUGAGCAGAGCAAAGGGGACGGGAGGGAGAGUAUCUGGAGAGAAGGAUAUAGGGGGAUAUAAAGGGGAGCAGUGCUAUUGGGGGCCUUGAAUGUCAGAGUGAGGAUUUUGUGUUUAAUCUUGAAGGCAAGAGGAAGCCAGUGAAAAGGAUUGGCAGAGAGGUGCAGCUGAUGAAGAGCGACGUGUAAGGAAGAUGAGCCUGGCGACAGCUAUGGAGACCAGAGAGGAUGGAGUUGCAAUAGUCGAGACGGGAAAGGAUGAGAGAGUGGAUUAAAAACUUAGUUGUGUCUUGUAAAAGAGGAAGACUUGAAAAAAUGUGGAGAUGCUGUGAAUUUGAUACAUCUCAUUUUGGAAAAGUUACAAGCACUGAUUCUGUAUGGCUUUCUUUUGGAAUCAUAUUUUGUUUUUCAGUCUACAAGAAGACUUAUACCUUUGAUUUGUUUUUCACGUUGGUUAAACUAUUGCCUCUAUUUAGAUAUGUUCAAGCUACAAGAUGGAAUUCUAUUGGCUCCCUGUAAAUACUGGGGCAAAUGUAAGACUACUUUUGAUUUGACAGAUUGAGAGCUAUCUUGCGCCAUACUGAACCCCCACAUCCCCUGCAUGUCUUCGGAAUGUCUUUAUAUGAAGAAGACAGGGGAAGCUACAGCAGAGGUCUUGGCAGAAGAACUCUUUGUAGCUUGUUGUUUGCUUUGGUAAUUACUGCACUAGUUCUUGCAUCUUACAUUUUGUCUGGAGGCCGACCAGAUCUGUUCCAGGCACCCUCAGAAUCUAGAGACUUCACCUUUAGUUCCAACCUUACGGGCACCAAGAGUGAGGCUGCACAACUUACUAAACCUUGUGUGGUCAACUACACAUAUGUUACGUCCCAUCUUGGCAACUCUCUUCCAGAAGAUGGAGGAAUUCAGCUCACACAACGGAAGAUCCCAGAUAUUGAAGAAAUGGAGCGCUAUGAGCCCCAUUUAUAUUCCGUGAUCCCACACAACUUUCUGCAGUUGAGUCUAAGCCCUUGCUGGUACCAGGAAUACAAGGGGAACCAUAGCAACGAUCCCUACAGAUCCAACGCUUAUGCAUUUUACUCCAAGCGCUUCCAUUCCAUUUUUGCGGAAUUGAGAAAGAGCUUUUGGGAGAAGCUGCAGCUAAAAGAGGGACGUAGAUACCGCAUGCGCUGCCUUCCUUACUUCUAUAUCAUUGGACAACCCAAAUGUGGCACAACAGACCUUUACGAUCGCCUUCGCCUCCAUUCCAGAGUUCGCUUCUCUGUUAUUAAAGAGCCACACUGGUGGACAAGAAAACGCUUUGGAAUUGUGAGGCUGAAGGAGCCAUUGCAAAGCCCAUUCCCAUUGGAGGAUUACCUGGACCUGUUUGAUUUGGCAGCUCAAGAAAUUCAAGGCCAACAUCAUGGUCACAAUGCAGCAGAAGAAAGCAGUAUAGACCCUCUGAUCACUGGAGAAGCCAGUGCCUCAACUAUGUGGGAUAACAGUGCAUGGACAUACUUUUAUGAUAAUGUCACAAACACUGAACCCCCCAUCCUUAUACAAGAUUACAUCCAUGCGUUCCAACCUAAUGCUAAGUUCAUCAUGAUCCUCCGAGAUCCUGUGGAGAGGCUGUAUUCUGACUAUUUGUACUUUGCUAUUGCAAACAAGUCUGCUGAAGAUUUCCACGACAAAGUGAACGAGUCCUUGCAAAUGUUUGGUAGCUGCCUGCAAGGGUCCUCUCUGAGAGCCUGUGUCUAUAACACCGCGUUUAGUAAUACAGUGCCGGUGCGAUUACACGUGGGUCUUUACAUUGUGUAUCUAUGGGACUGGCUGUCUCUAUUUAGGAUGGAUCAGUUCCUGAUAAUGCGACUGGAAGAUCACGCAGCCAAUGUGACACAAAGUAUGAGGAUGGUAUACUCCUUCCUUAGUCUAGGACCUUUAAGUGACAAAGAGGAAGCCUCAGUCAUACAGAGUCCAGCAUCUAAUAGUCGUCGCCCAGAAGACUGCAGCUUGGGGCCUAUGUUCCCACAGACCAGACAAAUUCUCAAAGAUUUCUACCGUCCUUAUAACCAGAAGCUGGCCCAGCUACUAGCAGACAAUUCAUAUUUAUGGGAGUCAUAGCAAAGCCACGGUCACAUUCUAGCUCCAAGCUUGAUCAUUCACACACUGCCGAACAGUGAGAAAGCUACAUGAUGCACUGACACCUAGUGGCCCAGAUGUGGAAUUACAAUAAAGUAGAAAUUUAUUGAUGUGUUGAAUGGAUAAAAUAUGAAGCUGGCAAGUGUAAAGAAGGCUGUAGAUGGUGCCCAGAAUUGGAAAAUCUAAUGUUGAAAUGGAAGGAUUAAAACCAAAAGAUAGCUGGAUAUAUUCACACAGUAUCCAAAAUCAGAAAUUACAGCCAUGAGAAGUUAUGUGUAUGUGCUGACAUCUACUGUUGGAAUUUUGUAAUUACGCCUGUAAAUCAAUCAUCUGAAACUGACGAUAAACACUGUAAUUUAUUUUUUGUUUUAAUAUAAAAAUAGUUUUUGCCUUGCAAGGAAACUUGAGUGCAUCAUUCUGAGAAGAAUUUGAGCAGCCUAAGUGUAUUACUCUGGAAUGAAGUUUACACAAAGUUCAGGCUUCCGUGUAAUUUCUUGUAAAAACAUUAACAGUUAUGUUUUAGAGAGACAAUUAAAUGAAAUGUCCUUUUCAGAAAAUAUGUUUGUCUGUUGGAGAAUGUUGUAUUUUGUGAGGAGAUUCUUUACUAUUGUGAAAGAGAUUUUUUUAUUUGAAAAGGAUAAUGGCGUUUUUAGCUAUCACUAGUCUUGUAAGUUUUUUUUUAUAUUGUUAUUUUAAUUUGUAGACCAUCAACAAAUUCUGCAGCAGAACUUGGCUGCUUAAAUUGCUAUCCUGUUAAAGUGAGUUUUUCCAUUUAAGCAAGAUGGGAUUUGAAUAAAGUUAAAUAUACACAUUUUAUAUGUAUAAAUGUAAAGCUUUUUAUAUUAAAGGGACAGUCUGCACCAGAAUUCUUAUGGUUUAAAAAGAUAGAUGAUCCCUUUAUUACCCAUUCCCCAGUUUUGUAUAACCAACACAGUUAUAUUAAUACACUUUUUAUCUAUGUGAUUAUCUUGUAUCUAAGCUUCUACAAACUGCCCCGUUAUUUCACUACUUUUGACAAACUUUCAUUUUAGCCAAUCAGUGCUGGCUCCUAGGUAACUCCACGUGGGUGAGCAUAGUGUUAUCUAUAUGAGACACAUGAACUAACACCCUCUAGUGGUGAAAAACUGUCAAAAUGCAUUCAGAUAAGAGGCCGUCCUCAAGGUCUAAGAAAUUAGCAUAUGAACCUCCUAGGUUUAACUUUCAUCUAAGAAUACCAAGAGAACAAAGCAAAAUAGUUUUGUUGUUAAAAAUAAAUUGUAAAGUUUAAAAUUAA
Bombina bombina (fire-bellied toad) is the source of this 3968-nucleotide messenger RNA. RefSeq names its product carbohydrate sulfotransferase 15 (gene CHST15). Gene Ontology annotation, molecular function: N-acetylgalactosamine 4-sulfate 6-O-sulfotransferase activity. The transcript is spliced from 8 exons. The coding region runs from base 1193 to 2677 and encodes 494 amino acids. Gene Ontology annotation, biological process: hexose biosynthetic process. The record is from RefSeq and is a predicted model, not a curated record. Lineage: Eukaryota; Metazoa; Chordata; Amphibia; Anura; Bombinatoridae.